Molecule: messenger RNA, 877 nt
Organism: Monopterus albus (swamp eel)
Lineage: Eukaryota; Metazoa; Chordata; Actinopteri; Synbranchiformes; Synbranchidae
Gene: cunh15orf61
Product: chromosome unknown C15orf61 homolog
Exons: 2
Coding region: 399-869 (156 amino acids)
Source: RefSeq, a predicted model, not a curated record
AGGUACCAGGUCAAAGCUAGAAGGCAUGAACGGUAGCACUAUAAAAUAAUCUCAUAAGCAGAGGGGAGCUACUUCCUUCUCAGAUGUAUUAACUGGAUAAGAUAACUGUGUUCAGAACAUGUAUCCGGACGUGUAGCUCUAUGUAGGAUUAGGUUGUUGUAGGUCUUCGGCCGCAUUUGCUUUAGCCGAGGCUCAAGUAAGUCGCUUAAUAUAAAUUGCCCUGCUUGCAGCAUUCAAACAGCUUUAAAGGAUGUAGUUGCAACAGUAGCUGUUGCACAUCAGCCGGUUUAAAAUUUCGGUACGUUUCACAAAUGGGUGGUAAUUUGAAUGCAGGCCAAGUGAUAAAUUACAGCGAGUAACGUUAGCCGAAGUUCAUCACUCUGCUUUUUGCACAAGUCAUGAAGGAAUUUUUCAGGAGGAUACACGGCAUCUUUCUAAAGAUCGCACUGUUUCCAAGCACAUUUGGCCGUUUAGGCCCGCGUCCAGCUGCCUCCGAGGUGUUAACCUGCCACCUGCUGCAGCGCAAUCUCCCGCCGUGGACUUCAUACUGUGUCCGCUAUAGCUCAGUCCACAAUGACCAGUUUGGACUGUCCAACUUUAACUGGAGGGUUCAGGGAUCCAACUACCAAAUACUGAGAACAGGCUGCUUCCCCUUUAUAAAAUAUCAUUGUACCAAAGCACCUCCACAGAAUCUGGACUUUGAAGACAAGUUUUUCACCUUGUUGAAAGUGAUUAAUCUGGGCAUCCCUUGUUUGGCCUAUGGCAUUGGUUGUUGGAUGGUGGUGGGAGCUGCGGAAACAGUGCAGACAAGUGUUGGACCUGUCACAGUCUAUUUUGCUUACAAAGAAGAUGAAGGCGCACAGUAUUGACACACCCC